CACACACUCAGACACACACUCAGACUCACACACACACUCAGACACACACUCAGGCACACACACACAGUUCCUUCAGUCUCAUCAUGGACGUUCUUCUGCUCUGCAGCUCUCUGCUCUUCUCUGCUGUCGGACUGCUCGGCUCUGGAGACGACGGCUGGUCCAUGAACGUGCAGUCGGAGGUUCGAGCCAUCGACGGCUACCCGGUGGUGCUGCCCUGCACCUUCAGUCACCCGCAGCACUCCCAGCACUCCUCCCUGAAGGUGCUGUGGCGUCUGGGCCACGGUCAGGGCGCCACCGUCCUGUUCCGCUGCACCAGUCACCCCGGGCCAGCCGCCUGCGAGCCGGGGCCCCAGCAGGACCAGCGCUACCGGCUGGAGGGGAACCCCCGACAGCACGACCUGUCGCUGCGGAUCACCAGCGCCGCCCUGCAGGACAGCGGACGCUACUACUGCAGGGUGGAGGUUCAGGGACAGGCCCACAUCAGCUUCGAGGACAAGAUGGGAACCAGACUGAGAGUAGAGGCUCCUCCAAAGAUCCUGGCCCUGUCGGUGGAGGGCAGCGAGCAGUCCGGGUACCGGGCCCUGUGCCGGGUGCAGGGCUCCCCGCUGCCGGACGUCCAGUGGCUCGGCCCAGAUGAGCUGCUGGAGGGGGCGGUGGUCGGCCCGCUGGCCCAGGGGACGCCGGCUCACGACCAAACCGUCAGCCAGCUGCGAGACGUGGAGCCGGGCCACCACUACACCUGCAGCGCCUCCAACCCGCUGGGCAAGGAGCAGGCCACCCUGUACGUCCUGCCCCCCCGGCCGCUGCUGUCUGUGGGCGGAGCCUCGCCUCCUCUCCUGCUGCUCCUGACGCUGUCGGUGGGGGCAAAGGUCAUCCUGCUGGUGGGGGUGGGGGUGUGGUUGGUGCAGGGCGGCGCUCUGCAGGUGGUCGGCUGCUGGUGGAAGUAACGUCAUUAAAUUGAAUAUAAGAUGCUUUUUGUCCUAAUUAUGUUUUGUGUAAUUAUUAAUUAUUAUUUUAUUUCUUGGAUCCUGUAUUUACAGAUCAUUUCCUUUAAAUUUUAUGAAAAGAACUGUGACGUGUUGUAAAACAUGAAAUUACUCUUAUUAUACGGAUCAUUAUAAAUAUUAUUAUAUUCCAGAUUAAUUCAUGAUUCAUGUUCAUUCUGAGGUCCCAAAAUAAAACUUCAUUAGAUCUGAAGACAAAUUAUAAAACCAUUAGUUUACGACACAGGAUUCUUCAGUUUGAGUCUGACAAAGAAAGUUAAUGUCAAUAAACAGUUUUUUAAUGUUUUAAAAGAAAGAUGUUUUCUACAAAAUGAUUUGUAUAUUUCAGCCAGAGGGUGUUUUGCAUUAGUGAGUGCAGUGACCCGUGAAGGCCAGCAGGGAGAGCUGGUGUUCAACUGGAGGUUUGUAUAAAUUUAAAAUGACGUGAUGAGAAAGUUUGGAAAAAACCUCCUCUGCAGACCAAUCACGUCACAGAACUUACAGAUGUUUACAUAUUGUUCUACAUGAGCAGAAGCCGAUAGGUACACAUGAGAAACUCUGACCUUUGACCUGAAUUAUUUUGUGUGUGUCUGCAGAUUGGAAUCAUCACGUUGUCAUGUCGAAAUGUUUGUGAUAAAGUUUCUUUCAUUUCAUUUUGCCAAAAACACAGAA
Molecule: messenger RNA, 1655 nt
Organism: Platichthys flesus (European flounder)
Lineage: Eukaryota; Metazoa; Chordata; Actinopteri; Pleuronectiformes; Pleuronectidae
Product: V-set and Ig domain-containing protein
Exons: 3
Coding region: 84-947 (287 amino acids)
Biological process (GO): regulation of bone resorption; regulation of osteoclast development; regulation of actin cytoskeleton organization
Cellular component (GO): plasma membrane
Source: RefSeq, a predicted model, not a curated record